AUGGUCCGAAUCAGUCUUUUCGGGACGCCCCUGUCUCCCAUACUUGCCCUUGGCCUUGCAACUUGCGCCGUUGCUGUUGUUGAUAAGUGGACCCCGGAGGGCUUCAACUGGAGUGCUCUCGACCCAGGCCCACGGGAAAAUUGGAAAGGUCUCUAUCUGAACCACAAUGGUACGGCGGAGCACAUCCACGAGCUCGCAGUGACCACCGGUGCUGAUGUGAGAACGACGGAGGAUGUCACUCUCGUGGUGGCCCCUUGGGCCAUAGGUCUAGCAUGGCAUGCCUUCAACCUUGUUCUCACUGGUGCUGGCCUGGCAAGCACCAUCAAUACCUGCGCCCAAAACGAGGGUCAAGCCGACAAUAUCUUCUAUUGUAUCACUGGUCUUCUCAGCACCAUCGUUGGCGUGGGUGGUGAGGUAUCCGCGGCGAAAAAGUUCGCUCAAUCCAAAGGAUAUUUGGGCGUUGCCGCAAACGCCUGGCUGCAGUCUGGUCUGGAACAGAUUGACCUGCAAACAUUUGCGCGAGACCUGGAUAGCCUGCCCGCAAAGAACAUGACUUCACAAAAAGCCCACAACCACUUCGUUCAUAACGCUUUGCGCAGCCUGUCGACCGAUGAAGUCGACUUCGUCGGAUACGCACCCGAUUCUCAUAAGUUGGCCCGCCGUGACUCCAGUGUCCAUCCCUUUGCGCCAAUGUUCCGCUUUAACCACCACAAGUAUGGUCCCAUGGAACUCACCUCUCGUGAUACCGGCGAAGGUGGUGUGCACUUUACCAUCUCGUACGCGGGCCAUCCCACCCACCACGCGACCCAGGAGAAACGCGACGAGUUUUACAAGCACGAGCGACUCAACGAGCACUUGAUGGAGGGUCGGUUUGGUUCUGAAGCCUCCAGCGCCGACCCGGGUGAUAUUACCUUCAAUGGAGCCGACGCCUUUAGCCAAAUCGAAAACCAAGUUGAGUGCUUUGCGGGCACAGAGUGGAACGAGGGCAAUGUGCUUUCCGUCCAGAUGUAUGAUCAAGCCAACCAUGCGACGUUCGGGUUUGCUUCUAUUGGUAUUUUCCCAGACAACAGCGUGGACUCUGGGCUUCAGGGCUUUGAGCCUCAGGGAAUGCCUUUGACUGGCGGCCAGAACUGUUGA
Aspergillus welwitschiae is the source of this 1137-nucleotide messenger RNA. RefSeq lists its product as uncharacterized. The coding region runs from base 1 to 1137 and encodes 378 amino acids. The transcript has a single exon. NCBI's taxonomy places the organism in Eukaryota, Fungi, Ascomycota, Eurotiomycetes, Eurotiales, Aspergillaceae. The record is from RefSeq and is a predicted model, not a curated record.